Messenger RNA from Aplysia californica (California sea hare), 1932 nucleotides. RefSeq names its product homeobox protein prospero. Lineage: Eukaryota; Metazoa; Mollusca; Gastropoda; Aplysiida; Aplysiidae. The record is from RefSeq and is a predicted model, not a curated record.
AUCAACCAAGGCUGACCGCGACGCGUCUCUGAUCAACGCUCCGCGACGAUCGAUCGAUCGUUUGAUUGAUCGAUGAAUCAAUACAUCGAUAUCCUCGCCCCCUUUGUCAUGCGCCGUGCUAGACUCAAUUGUGUUUCAUUUCUGGUGUGUGCUCAUUUAUAGUUAGAGCGAUACGCUUUUAAUUCGACGUCGUUUCCAAUGGGCUCAGUCGGAUCGAAGCUCUUUGUGCGCCUUGUUUCUGUAAAGUACAUUGGUUUUGUAUUAUUAUUAUAAUCUGGUUGCACUGUAACACUUAUUCCGUGGUUUUAAAAACAACAAGAAAAAGAGACUGAUCCCAACUUGUUCAGAGGAUUCGAUUUUUUUAAAUAGCAGUUUUGCAUCGUCACUCAGUCGGACCCAACCCGUAAUUCGUAAAUAGAUCUGCAUUGUUGAUUCAGCUGGCUGGAACGUUUUCUUUUAUUCAUAAUUGAGAAUCGUUUCUUAUGAGGGCACAGAGGUGAAUACCUUGGUGAUUUCAGUGUAAUUCAAAUAUCUUUUUGUUUCGCUCUUCUGUUUAGACUAUGCUAUGCAGUCGGUGUUUCUCCUUACGUCAUAAUGAUCUGGACUAGCGGCCGAAGACACUGUCAGCACAUGUUCUUAUUGGUGCAUUAUGAGCUACCGUGAUGGCGCUCCGUGUUUCCAGAGCGCCCUGUUCCAGACCCCUUCGUGGUUUGGAUGGACUCUUCUCUUAUCGUUGCUUCAUAUAAUAGAAAAGGCACACGGAGGCUCCUGUGGAGGGAAUGAUCCGAGCGGUAAAGACAACUCUGACUGUUGGUAUGAGCUCUGGUAUUUCUGAUCGGACGGACUCUAGUGGCCAAGCACAGCACCGUGCAAGCUCCGUGCCUCCUCCUUAUUCACCAAUCCACUUCUUAUACAACCCGAGCCGAACACACUACCAAGUGAACGCAAUUACUUCAGCGUCACCAUCUUCCUCUCAUUAUGGUGUGCCCUCCCUCCGAAGUAUCGUGGGCCCCAAUCGUCAGACAUCCCCCAUCACCAGACAAAGCACGCCACAGGGAGAGUUUGAUUGCCCCGACUUUAACGCCGAGCAGUCAAGACAAAAUGGGGUCUCCAACUCGAGCGCUUCCACCUGCGGAAUCAACUCUCAACAACCUCACUACGACUCACACAGAAGUCAGGAGGUGGAAUCCCAAGAGUACAGCGCCAACGCCCAAAGAGCUAGUAUAGCGGAGUCAUCUUAUUCGUACACACAACAUAUACCCAGCACAUCGGGAGGGACACAGACACAGGUACAAAGAAAUGCUCAUACAACGGCUGGCAUUCAAUCUCGGCAAGCGCCAAGCACAGGACAAUCGACGCACUCCGUCAGACAGGGUAGCAAUACUGGCUCAAGACAGCAGAGAAACUCUUUGACAGAUUCUGUUCCAUCCCAAACCGAUUCAGCUCCCAGCAGACAAUCGGGUUUGACAGCUCUACAAAAAACGCUUUCGCAGGUGCAUUCAGUGAGUAAUGUGAGAACUAAUCCUGGUGUAGGCUCAGAGGGUUCUACCAGCAUCGCAACUGCACACAGUUAUAAUCUCAUUCCGGGUGCAGAAACACAGCACACUAGAGCCCAGAACAAUCACGUGACGCUAAAUAGAAACCCUGCAACUUCCCGAAAUGUCUCCACAAACGUAACCUCUGCUCAUCAAAAAAGUUUGUCUGUGGCUGACAGACUGUCCAGUGGCGAGGGACAGGGGCAGUCACGUCGUCCAGGGGUCAGUGGCCAAGGAAACAGCAGCAGCAGCAACAACAACAACAUGUCGUCAAACAGGCCAGGCCGCCCAGCACAAGCAUCUGCAUCCACAUCGAUCCACAAUGGCCGAACGACUGCUAAAUCACAGCAUGAGCAGGAUGAUAAAGGGACCAAUGCCAGGUAGCAGUCCUGUUAUG